AUGUCUGAGAUAAUUGACCUAGAGGAUAUGGACUAUGACAGCAUAUACACCCAGGAAAGUGAUCACUAUACAGGGUUGCCAACAAUGGACUCCAUGUCUGAUGGGUAAGUGGUUUUCAUGUCCGACAAACACAUUAGUCUCUUACGCAUUUCGUUUAGCUAACGUAGACUUCUUCUUAUUAAUUCCAGGAAACCAGGGCAACAGCCGCGGAUGAUAACAAUCAAGUCGUACACAGAAAUAUGUAUAGAGGCGAAGGAGUAAGUACGGAGUUGAUAUAAAGUCAAUCUCGUACCUCGAGUCUCUCGAGUCCCUUACUGCGCAUGUUGGCUUGACGAGACAACGCUCGUUUCCCGACCGCUGGUUAAGGGGAAGGAAGACGCUGUGUACGAGGGUGAUAUUUAACAAUUAUUCCUCGAGCCCGAAUGGGGUCAGCGUCAAUAGCCCAGGAGGCCAAAGGCCGAAUGGGCUAUUAACUCGGGGGCCAUGAGGGGGAGAGGAAUAAUUGUUUUAGUAAAAUCCAACUAGUUGGUCAAAAAAUAUCGAGACAAAACAACUUAAAGCAAGACUUUAAUCCUUUUUUGCCGACAAAAAGCCCACGCUUUUCGCUACUAGUGGGCUAUAACUUAUAGCCUAGUAAUCAUGACCACUAGCAUUUCCUUAAAGAAUUGAUUAAAGAUCAAAGCAUUUUCCCUUAGGUGAUCAUUUCGUUAAUUAUCAUAACCUCUUUUCUUUGUUAUGUGUCGAUACUGUUUAAAGAAAAUUGAUUUUGGUCACUUCUGGGACUUACAUUUUUAAUGCAGUCAUACCCCACACGGUAUUCAUCGUAGUUAGAGUCAUAGUUUUUAAACUGACUUGAUUUAACCAAGCUGUAGUUGGUAGGAUGUGACCUAAAAGUGUAAACUAAGAAAGUAUAUCAUCGGCUUAUCAGUACCCUUAAAACUCUCAAAUGGCCUUCAGACGGCCAAUUUUGUAGACCUCGUGCGGUCGUCCUUCUUUCCUCAGAGCUACGCGCGAUGAGCGAAAAAGUAAAAGUAGUAGGGAUUGUGGCGGAGGGAGGAAAAAGGACGCCUCUUAUUUCUUCGCCGGGCUUCUGCCCUUGCCGGCUUACGCCCCUUGCGCGUGCGCUCCAGAUCUUUUAUGACUCAAAAGAAAAAAAAGAGACUUCUCGUAGUCUACCAAUUUUACCGAUAAUUUAAAGUAUGUCUGCUCUUAAUUAUGUGACCUGAGCAACAAACGAGCGAAUUUAUACUUAUUAAUUCAUGCUCUCUUAUACACACCUUUUCAGUUCUCCACUGCCAGAAGAUUCUUCUCCUAGUGUAAAACCGAAGUUCAGGCAAGAAAAAGCAUUUAAAGAUAUAAACAUGAAUAACAAACAGUCUGAUCAAAUACCAGACACAAAGAGAAAAUUCUCAGCACCCAAGGCAAAAUUUCCCAAAAGCAAGGACAAAGUAAACGUAUGGACAAAACAAGGAAGAGUAGAGUCGAAGAAGAAAGCGGAAAGAGCACCAUGUUGGUUUGUGGUGUUUAUUUUCUGCUGCGGUGUUAGCAAAGAGAAUCCUUGGUAUAGUUUACUGGGAAAGGGUGAGUUAUUCAAUAGUCGACAUUUAACCUCCUGUCUCUUUCCACAAAUAAAUAAAUUAAUAAACAAAUAAAACAGACAGACGGACAAACAAAAUCACUGAGUACCAGUCUAUUGAAAUGAAGUGUCUUCAGUUAUUUUCAGUCAGUACCCAGUAAAACGUAAUUUUUCCUCGGCGGCAGCGCUACCUCAUAAAGAGAUAAAUAGCCAAUCUCUAGGCUCCUUACUUGUUUUAAUAGACAUUUUCUCAUUCCGCAGGUGUAUUCCUGGCGUUUUUUCUGUCCAUUGUGUACCUCGUGGUUUGCUUAGCUGUUCUUCCUUUUCUUAUCAUUGCCGCAGCAGUGGGUGCGGUGUUUUUUGGUGCUGGUAUGGUAUCUUACCUGGCAUUUUCAUCCAAGAAAAUCGGUGUUUCUUUCGACGAAGAAGGCGAUGCGUCCUGCAUAGGGGCAGUUUGGGGAUCCUGGGUUUAGUCAUUAAAAAGUUACUGGUGCUCAAACCCCGGCGGACUUUAAA
Molecule: messenger RNA, 2092 nt
Organism: Porites lobata
Lineage: Eukaryota; Metazoa; Cnidaria; Anthozoa; Scleractinia; Poritidae
Source: the annotation of a GenBank genome assembly